This is a messenger RNA of Lathyrus oleraceus (garden pea), 636 nucleotides long. RefSeq lists its product as uncharacterized. The transcript is spliced from 3 exons. Bases 1 to 636 code for a protein of 211 amino acids. NCBI's taxonomy places the organism in Eukaryota, Viridiplantae, Streptophyta, Magnoliopsida, Fabales, Fabaceae. The record is from RefSeq and is a predicted model, not a curated record.
AUGCAUUUAGAUGUGAAAUAUGCAUUUCUGAAUGGUCCAUUACAAGAAGAGGUAUACGUGUCACAACCCCCUGGAUUUGUGAAAAAGAAUCAGGAAGGAAUGAUGUACAGGAAAUAUGAUAUAUUUCUAGGGAUGAAGAUUCUAGACUCUGAGAAGGGUAUCAUUUUGCAUCACCUGAAGUAUGAUGUUGAGCUUCUGAAGAAAUUUGACUUGCUGAAUUGUAAGGUCGUGGUCACACCUACAGAAACAAAUCACAAAUUGGAUUCUGAUCCUAAAGGUGAUGAUGUAGAUGCUACAACUUUCAAGCAGUUAGUUGGAUCUCCAAGAUAUUUGUGUAAAAUCAGACUUGAUAUUUGCUAUGUAGUUGGAAUGGAUCUGAUCAAGAUAAGCAAGCCUAUGAAGUUGUUGAUUGAUAACAAGUCUGAAAUCAGUUUUGCCAAGAACCCAGUGUUCCAUGGGAGAAGAAAGCAUAUUGAGACUAAGUAUCACUUUCUGAGAAGUCAGGUUCAUAAUGGAGUGCUAGAAGCUAUACACUAUAGCACCCAGAAACAGUUGGUAGAUGUUCUGAUGAAAGCGAUCAAGACUGAUCAAUUUAUCCAUUUAAGGGAUGAAACUGGUGUUUUUAGUUUUGAUUAG